GCUGCCAGUCCGGCGGUGACGGAAUUGGAACUUAUCAUGACCGACUGGGUUGCCAAAUUGCUCGAUCUACCCGAAGAAUUCACCCACGCCAGUGGCAAAGGUGGUGGAGUAAUUCAAUUUCACAGUGCCAUGGAUGAUCCGGUUAUGAACGGUUACGAACAUGUUUUGUCAAUCAUGGUGGCCUGCUAUCAAAUCAAAGUGUCUCGUUGUCAGUUCAAACUAUCCCAGUAUCAACUUAGCUUGUCGCGAUCAAACAAACGUUUGGGUAUGCAUGAACAUGCCAAUUUACUUCUACGAGGUAGUCGACGGGUUGCCUUGGACACAGGGUCAAAACAUAUGCUUCCGGUAGUAGCUCACAAAAAAGCUGACCAGCACCCACAAGCAAAAACGUGCUCGGCCAGUGAUUGUAUGCUCGUCUGUAUGUUGGCCGCCCGACAUCAUGCCAUUCAACGACACAAACACGUGUUCCAAGAGAAAGGUGAUCCGAACCCGGAAAAUGCGGUACUGUCUCGUCUGGUGGCCUACGGCUCUAAUCUGGCUCACUCGUGUGUCGAAAAAGCCAGUGUGAUUUGUGUGGUGAAAUUUCACCAAAUAGACGUGGACGAGAAUUACAGUGUACGUGGUGAGGCGCUGCAAGUUGCCAUGGAGGAAGAUAUCAAAAACGGUUUGAUUCCAUUUUUUGUUUGUGCCACUCUGGGAACGACCGCGUGUUGUUCAUUUGACGAUCUGAAGACCAUUGGACCGGUUUGUGACAAUUUCAAUGUUUGGUUGCACGUGGACGGAGCGUAUGCUGGAAAUGCGUUAAUCUGUCCGGAAUUUCGUCACUAUCUCCAGGGGAUUGAGCAUGUCUGGUCCAUGAAUAUCAAUCCGAACAAGUGGAUGCUGGUUGGCUUUGACUGCAGUCUGAUGUGGUAA
This is a messenger RNA of Echinostoma caproni, 915 nucleotides long. Lineage: Eukaryota; Metazoa; Platyhelminthes; Trematoda; Plagiorchiida; Echinostomatidae. The record is from the annotation of a GenBank genome assembly.